AUGAAACCAACGGAAAUUAAUGUUGGAGAAAUUAUGGAGGCAAGAGCUAAAUAUAUUCCAUUACGUUUAAAGAUGGAAGAGAGAAAAUAUUUAAGAUUGUUAGAAGCAGCUUUAAAUGUUACAGACUACACAGAAAAAAUUGAUGCUACAUCAAGUACUGGAAAGGCUAAAAGAGUUGUUAAUCAAAUCAAAGAAUUAUGUGCGAUUUUGACAGGUAUUAUUUUGGGAUGUGAUUACAAGCGUGGUCAAGAAUUAUUUGCAGAUAGAAGUUUUGAAGAGAAUGAAGAAUUCUUUCAGACUAUAUUCGAAAUUGGACGUCGAUAUAAGAUUAUGAAUCCAGAAAAAAUGAGAAGCGCAUAUGGUAAAUUGAUGUAUCUUUUAGCUGAUUCAAUGAUUCCAGAAGUAAAAGAGAUGCUUGGAUUUGAUUGUGUUGUUCCAAUUAAAACUGUAUAUAGUUUUUUGAAAGAAAGACACGGAUUGAAUGUUUUACAUGAAGAUAUUGUUUUACUUGCAACCAUGGAAAUUAUACCUGAUGGAAAAAGUCGAACACAAAUUCAAGCUGAAAUCAAACGUAAGGAAAGAAGUAUUGAGCAAUUAAGUAGGAAAUAUCAAUCAAAAUAUCUUUCUGCUGAUGACAUUCGCCAUUGUUUAUACAGUAUUGGUGAUAAUAAUGCUUAUUUAAGAGCGAAUCGGGAUCCAUGUGAGAAAAUGGUUCGCUAUCUUGAAAGGUACUUUGACCCUAAAGAUGAUAAGGACAGUGAAUUUCUGUUAUCUAUUUCUUCAGGAGCUGAGGGACAUCGUUUGAGUCAUGAUCAUGAAACACAAUAUAUUUAUGUAAAUCAAACUUUGAAACUUUGGCGUGAAAUUUUGAAUGACAUGUUUAAACUUUGGUCUUUAGCAGAUCAAGACAUGUUGUCUUCGUCAAAUCCUUAUAAUAUUGCUCAGACAGGACAGGGAUUACAUCGUAUUCAACCCUGUCCUGCUGUUUCGAGAGAAAUGCAUCGCACGUUAUUUAAAGCACAGAAAAAGGCAGGAACUUGGAUUGGCAGCAGUGUGAUUCAUUUAGGAGAUAAAAAUGUGCCUAAUGCGCUUAUGUUUAUUGAUAAGUACAAUCAAGUUGCUCGUAUCCUAAAUCCAAUUUGUAUUACAAUUGAUAGACUUGAUGAUAUAUGUAAAGAUGAAGGAAUUUAUAAAUUUAUAAAAAAAAAGUUUGGUAGUGUGGAUUAUUGCAGAAAGACCAUUUUAACUGAUUUUUUCCGAUUUGCAUUUGACGGCUCAGGAGCUGAUAAUUUUUAUGAUGCGGGUAGUUGUAUUGAUGGUAGACUUACUUCUGCUUGGAACUGGUGUUCCCAAAUCGAAAAGAAACCUUACUUUCCAGUAUUUUUACUAGCUGGUUUCUCUGGAUUCGAUGGUGGUGGAUGGUAG
Messenger RNA from Cokeromyces recurvatus, 1425 nucleotides. RefSeq lists its product as uncharacterized. Lineage: Eukaryota; Fungi; Mucoromycota; Mucoromycetes; Mucorales; Mucoraceae. The transcript is spliced from 8 exons. The coding region runs from base 1 to 1425 and encodes 474 amino acids. The record is from RefSeq and is a predicted model, not a curated record.